Messenger RNA from Lagopus leucura (white-tailed ptarmigan), 1437 nucleotides. It is a transcript of the gene GJA10, whose product is annotated as gap junction protein alpha 10. NCBI's taxonomy places the organism in Eukaryota, Metazoa, Chordata, Aves, Galliformes, Phasianidae. The coding region runs from base 1 to 1437 and encodes 478 amino acids. The transcript has a single exon. Gene Ontology annotation, biological process: cell communication. Gene Ontology annotation, cellular component: connexin complex. The record is from RefSeq and is a predicted model, not a curated record.
AUGGGUGACUGGAACUUGUUGGGCAGCAUCCUUGAAGAAGUGCACAUUCACUCCACCAUAGUUGGCAAAGUCUGGCUCACGAUCCUGUUCAUAUUCCGGAUGCUAGUGCUGGGAGUGGCUGCUGAGGAUGUCUGGGAUGAUGAGCAGUCAGAAUUCAUCUGCAACACGGAGCAACCUGGCUGCAGCAACAUAUGCUAUGACAAGGCCUUCCCUAUCUCUUUGAUCAGAUACUGGGUAUUGCAGAUCAUAUUUGUAUCUUCUCCAUCUCUUGUUUACAUGGCCCAUGCACUGUACAGAUUAAGGGCUCUAGAGAAAGAGCGACAGAAGAGGAAAGCCCACCUGCGGGCUCAGCUAGAAGAUCUGGAGCCUGUGCCUGAAGAACACCGGAGAGUGGAGAGGGAGCUGCGAAAGCUGGAAGAACAGAAGAAAGUGAAUAAGGCACCCUUAAGAGGGUCUCUGCUGCGCACCUAUGUCCUACAUAUCCUGACCCGCUCAGUGGUUGAAGUGGGCUUUAUGAUAGGUCAGUACCUUUUGUAUGGAUUUCACAUGUCACCCCUUUACAAAUGUACUCGGCCCCCUUGCCCUAACACAGUGGAUUGCUUUGUGUCCCGACCCACUGAGAAGACCAUCUUUAUGGUCUUCAUGCACAGCAUUGCCGCGGUCUCCCUAUUCCUCAACAUCCUAGAAAUCGCCCACCUGGGCCUCAAGAAGAUCCACAAGACCCUCUAUGGUCGACCGCGGCAGCCAGUGGAUGAUGAGGCCAGUCCUUACAAUUCCAAGAAGAACUCUGUGGUCCCACCUGCCUGCCCGGCCGCCGACACCUCCCCUCCACGCUCCGCCGCGGCUCCGCCGCCCCCCACAGCUCCCUCGGCCACCCCCGCCCCAUCCGCCCCUCCUGGUGAGCCGGGCCAUCAGCACCACGGAGAGCUCCGCGCCGCCGCCCCGCCGCGCCGCCGGCACAGCGCGGCUCAGCACCACGGACAGCAGUCGCCGCCCUCCUCCAGCAGCGAGGAGGCGCCGCAGGCGACGGGGCCGGAGACGGCGGGGCCCGGAACGGGGGCGGGCCGCCGAGUGCUCCGCAAGCAGAGCCGAGUGAGCAUCUGUCGCGAUCUGGAGGAGAACCGCGGGGAAUCCCCGGACAGCGGACACUGCCCGGGCACCCGCAAGUCCAGCUUCCUCUCCCGGGUGCUCUCCGAGAGCCGGGCGGGCAGCGACAGCGAGAACGCCGCCUCCCGCCGAGGCUCCGAUCCCGGUUCCGCCUCAUGUUCCGGCUCCGAGGGGCAGCGCCACGAGGAAAGCAGCCCGGCCGGCACCCCGCCGCCGCCCGCGGCCAUGGGACGCCGCGUGUCGAUGGCAAGUAGCGGCCCCGGGGAUCGGGCGGGGGGUCCAGACGGCCGGGGCAGCUUUUCUAGGCCUCUGGCACCGCCACGGCUAUGA